AUGCCCGAGGACACCACCCUCGUGGUGAUAUCCACGUCCGUCGUCGCCCUGCUCACCGGCUUCCUAUUGGGGAUCUACAGCAUUCAGGGCUACAUCAUUACCCCUGAGUUCGCAAAGCAGUCGCGCGCCAACUACGAGGACCCCGUCGACAGCGACGAGACCGACAUCGACGAGGACGAAACCCACCUGGACCACGCCCCCAACUGGGCUAACGGCAAGGAGGCAGACAAGAGGCAAGGGCUGCGUUACACCGAGAAGCACAAGUCCAAGACAGACAGCAAGAAAUCGAAAGCAGACUUUGUGCCGUCGGUCGAGGACACCGGGGAGGAGUGCAAGCUCAUCCUGGUCGUCAGGACAGACCUGGGCAUGACAAAGGGCAAGAUCGCAGCGCAGUGCGGCCACGCGACCCUCGCGUGCUUCAAGUCCAUCUCCAAGGCGGCGCGCGCCUCCGGGCCCAGCAGCCCCGCGGCGAGGCUCCUGCAGCGCUGGGAGCGAUACGGCCAGGCCAAGGUCGCCCUACAGACCAAGAGCGCCGACGAGAUGCACGAGCUCAUGGCCAAGGCGCGCUCGCUGGGCAUCACCGCCGAGGUCAUCGCCGACGCCGGCCGCACCCAGAUCGACCCGGGCAGCCUGACCGUCCUCGGCGUCGGGCCCGCGCCCAAGAGCGCCGUGGACCAGGUCACGGGCCACCUGAAGCUGCUGUAG
Diaporthe citri is the source of this 705-nucleotide messenger RNA. RefSeq lists its product as uncharacterized. Bases 1 to 705 code for a protein of 234 amino acids. Gene Ontology annotation, cellular component: mitochondrion; cytosol. The record is from RefSeq and is a predicted model, not a curated record. Gene Ontology annotation, molecular function: peptidyl-tRNA hydrolase activity. Lineage: Eukaryota; Fungi; Ascomycota; Sordariomycetes; Diaporthales; Diaporthaceae. The transcript has 2 exons.